This is a messenger RNA of Periconia digitata, 517 nucleotides long. The record is from the annotation of a GenBank genome assembly. Lineage: Eukaryota; Fungi; Ascomycota; Dothideomycetes; Pleosporales; Periconiaceae.
CUUGAGUAGAGCCUCUCACGUGACCCUAUCGCCAAGCCCUCCCUCUCACAAUCGGCAUUUCUGUGCUCCAAUCCACCGACGACUACCGCUGCCCGCUGCCCGCAAGCUUCCAUUCAACACCACCACGACGCAUCAUCUCUCACCACCACCACCGCUCACACGCUCAACCUCGACUUUUCACGCCAACCUCAACCUCGAUUUUCCAAGUUUCUCCCCCGAGGAAUCACCCUACUCGCCAUCAUGUCCGGCGCCACCAAACCCACCGCGGAAAAGCCCACCGCCGCCGCAGCGGACAAGGAUACUCCCGAUGCCACCACCAAGCCCGCCGCUCCGCUCGAAGAAGACGACGAGUUUGAAGAUUUCCCCGUCGAAGAUUGGACAGAGGAAGAAUCCCAGAUCCCCGGCGGUACAACACAUCUUUGGGAAGAGAGCUGGGACGACGACGACACGAGCGAGGACUUUGCGGUGCAGUUGCGGGAGGAGCUUAAGAAGCUUGGGCACUCGAAAUAAUCAACCA